AUCAUGAUAAGACCAGCCUGCGCAGAUCUUAGUUGCAGAUAAGCUUCUUUACUCCUCAGUCCUCACACUCCCCUCCGUUACCAGAAGAGUUGUAUGCUCUUCACCUCCAUCUCCAUGACACCCUUUCUCUCGCUCCAGGUCUCUACUCCGUCUCUUCUGCUAUCCCCAUCCCUUCCCUUCUUCACCCCUCUCCCUCGCUUCAAAUCCCCAUCUCACCGAACACAGCAUUUCCCUCUCCUCUCACUCGCUAACAACCCCUUUCGACAAUCAAUCAAUCAGGACUUCCCAACUCAGCAGCAGCAGCCAAGAACGCUUUUUCCUGGAGGGUACAAGCGCCCCGAAAUCAAAGUCCCCAACAUUGUCCUCCAGCUUGUCCCCGACGACGUUUUGAGUGGCGGUGAUGCCUUGGAUUUCAUCGAUAAGGCCGUUUCCAAGUGGGUUGGAAUCGUAGUCCUCAAUGGCGUUGAUGGCAGUGGGAAGACGCUGUACGAGGCUGCGUGUUUAUUGAAGUCGGUUGUGAGGGAUCGCGCGUAUUUGUUGAUUGGCGAGCGCGUUGAUAUCGCUGCUGCUGUUAAUGCUAGCGGGGUUGUGCUCUCUGAUCAAGGUCUUCCUGCCAUUGUGGCAAGAAGCAUGAUGAUGGAUUCCAAAUCAGAAUCCAUAAUUCUCCCUUUAGUAGCCAGAAAUGUGCAGACUUCUAGGGCUGCCUUAAAUGCAUCUAAUUCUGAAGGUGCUGAUUUUCUUAUAUAUGGUCUUGAGCAAGAGAAAUAUUUUGAUGAAAAAAUGUACUCUGGAUUUGCGGAUGUGAAAAUUCCAAUCUUUGUCAUUUAUGCUUCACAUAGAGCGGCUGUGUCAAUUAUGGAGGCAUCACAAGUGCUAAAAUCUGGUGCGGGUGGUUUAGUUAUGUCAUUAGAAGAUUUGAGGUUGUUCAGUGAUGAGUCUUUGAGCCAAUUUUUUAUCACUGAAAGUGCAAUGGUGAAUAAAUCAGAGAAUGAGCCUGGAAGCCUCAAUAAGUUUAAACCAUCGGAUGUAGAAAAUGAUAUUAAUGGGAAAAAGAGUGUGGCAGGCUUUGUUAAAUUGGAGGACAGAGAAAAACAGCUCAUAGAGACAGAGAGAUCAAUAUUAUUUGAAUGCAUUAAUGUUAUUCAUAAAGCUGCUCCUCAGAUGGAGGAGGUUUCACUUCUAAUUGAUGCUGUUUCUCAAAUUGAUGAGCCAUUUUUACUGGCAAUAGUGGGUGAAUUUAAUUCUGGUAAAUCGACUGUUAUUAAUGCACUUCUUGGAGAAAGAUACCUUAAAGAGGGUGUUGUUCCGACGACCAAUGAGAUUACUUUCUUACGGUACUCUGACUAUAAUUCUGAAGAGCCACAACGUUGUGAAAGGCAUCCUGAUGGUCAAUAUAUAUGUUACCUUGCUGCUCCAAUUCUUAAGGAAAUGAACAUUGUUGAUACACCUGGGACUAAUGUAAUUCUUCAAAGGCAACAACGCCUUACUGAGGAAUUUGUGCCUCGUGCAGAUUUGCUUCUGUUUGUCAUUUCUGCUGAUCGCCCACUAACCGAAAGUGAGGUGGCUUUUCUGCGUUACACUCAACAGUGGAAGAAGAAAGUUGUGUUUGUGUUAAAUAAAUCUGAUCUCUAUCAGAAUACCAGUGAGCUUGAGGAAGCCAUAUCAUUCGUCAAGGAGAACACAAGGAAUUUGCUGAACACUGAAAAUGUGAUAUUAUAUCCAGUCUCUGCUAGGUGUGCUCUUGAAGCAAAAUUGUCAGCUUCUUCUGACAUUAAAAUAGAUUACAAUGAGUCAUCAGUUUCGGAUUAUCAUUGGAAAUUCAGUAGCUUCUAUGAACUUGAGAGAUUCUUGUAUAGUUUUUUAGAUGGGUCAACAGAAACAGGAAUGGAAAGAAUGAAGCUUAAACUUGAAACACCAAUUGCAAUUGCUGAUCGAAUACUUUCUACUUGUGAAACUGUUGUGAAACAAGAACUCCAGUAUGCCGAGAAGGAUCUGACCAAUAUGACUGAAUUAGUUGAUAGCGUGAAAGAGUUGACAAGGAAAAUGGAAAAGGAGAGCAUCUCUUGGAGAACAAAAACUUUGUUGCUGAUAGAAACGACAAAAUCAAGUGUUCUGAAGCUUGUAGAAUCCACUCUACAAAUAUCAAAUAUUGAUCUUGCUACAGCAUAUGUUUUUAAAGGGGAAAAAUCUGCUACGACUCCAGCAGCCUUCAGGGUUCAAAAUGAUAUAAUUGGUCCUGCAGUUUUAGAUGCAAAAAAAGAACUUGAAGAAUAUGCAUCAUGGUUAAAAUCAAAUAGUGCUCGUGAAGCGAAGCUAUACAAAGAAUCUUUUGAAAAAAGAUGGCCUUCAUUUAUCAUUUCAAACACACAGAUGCAUUUGGAGACCUAUGAGUUACUAGAAAAGGUUGAUGACCUCAGCUUGAAAGUGAUCGAGAGCUUCAGUGCUGGUGCAGCUUCCAAGCUGUUUGAAGAGGAAAUACGCGAAGUGUACCUGGGAACAUUUGGUGGACUAGGAGCUGCUGGUUUAUCUGCCUCUCUUCUGACAUCUGUGCUACCUACCACUUUAGAAGAUCUUCUUGCUCUUGGCCUUUGUUCUGCAGGAGGGUUUAUAGCAAUUUCGAACUUCCCAUCCCGCAAGCGAGGCGUAAUAGACAAGAUAUGUAGGAUCGCAGAUGGCUUGGCUCGUGAAGUUGAAGAGGCAAUGCAGAAAGAUCUCUUGGAAACUGCUGCGAAUUUGGAAAACUUUGUAAAAACAAUUGGCAAGCCUUAUCAAGAUGCUUCCCAACAAAGACUGGACAAUCUUUUAAAAGUUCAAAAUGAAUUAUCAGAUGUCAAGGAAAAACUAAGAACACUGCAAGUUGAAAUACAGAAUCUUCAUGUAUCAUGAGUUGAAUUAAAUUUGAUUGUUAAGGGAUGCAAAGAGGGAAGUGUAUUGUUGUAACGGUGUCAAACCAGAUUGGUUCUUCUUGGGAACAUAUGUAAAAUAUUUAUGUAUCAACGACAAUGAGAAUAAAUUUUAUAAAUUGUUUACAUCUAAAUUGAGUUAUAA
Messenger RNA from Hevea brasiliensis (rubber tree), 3048 nucleotides. Its product is annotated as probable transmembrane GTPase FZO-like, chloroplastic. Gene Ontology annotation, biological process: thylakoid membrane organization. Gene Ontology annotation, molecular function: GTP binding. The record is from RefSeq and is a predicted model, not a curated record. The coding region runs from base 94 to 2886 and encodes 930 amino acids. The transcript has 11 exons. NCBI's taxonomy places the organism in Eukaryota, Viridiplantae, Streptophyta, Magnoliopsida, Malpighiales, Euphorbiaceae. Gene Ontology annotation, cellular component: chloroplast membrane.